Polyodon spathula (Mississippi paddlefish) is the source of this 1870-nucleotide messenger RNA. It is a transcript of the gene plek, whose product is annotated as pleckstrin. Bases 110 to 1168 code for a protein of 352 amino acids. Gene Ontology annotation, biological process: actin cytoskeleton organization; intracellular signal transduction. The transcript has 9 exons. NCBI's taxonomy places the organism in Eukaryota, Metazoa, Chordata, Actinopteri, Acipenseriformes, Polyodontidae. Gene Ontology annotation, cellular component: plasma membrane. The record is from RefSeq and is a predicted model, not a curated record.
GCUCAGUGGAAGCAGUGAGUCAGUCAUAGUAUGUGACAAAACUGAACUACACAAUAGAAGGUCAGAUAACUCAAACUGCCACUAAGGCUAGAAGUGAACAAUCACGGAGAUGGAACCUAAAAAGGUCAGGGAGGGAUAUCUGGUUAAAAAGGGAACAGUGUUUAACUCUUGGAAGGCAGUGUGGGUUGUGCUGUCUGAUGACGGGAUUGAAUUCUACAAGAAGAAAACCGACAACAAUCCCAAAGGAAUGAUACCGCUGAAAGGUGGUUCCAUCUCUAGUCCAUGUCAAGACUUUGGAAAAAGAAUGUUUGUCUUUAAACUCAGCACAGGAAAGCAACAAGAUCACUUUUUUCAAGCUGCUUUUCUAGAAGAGAGGGAUGCCUGGGUAAAAGACAUCAAGAGAGCAAUCACCUGCCUUGAAGCGGGAAACAAAUUUGCAAGAAAAUCAACUCGGAAAUCAAUAAGAUUGCCAGAAACUGUCGAUUUAGGCGUUCUUUAUCUUUCCAUGAAGGACCAAGACUCUGGGGUGAAAGAACUGAAACUUGAGAAAGACAAACGAGUUUUCAAUCACUGUUUCACAGGAAACACUGUCAUUGACUGGCUGAUGGCAAACAACAAGAUAAGAAAUCGGCAGGAGGGUCUAAUGCUUGCGACAGCUCUUCUCAGUGAAGGUUAUCUGCAGCCUGCUGGAGACAUUUCCAAAAACGCAGUGGAAACAGUAUCAGAUGUCACACUCCUUGAUCAGCAUGAUGCUCUUUAUUACUUUGCAGACAGUGGCUUUUACUGUGAGGGAUACUCGAGCGACGAAGAUGUUGUUUUGAAAGAGGAGUUCAGAGGGGCAGUUGUGAAACAGGGGUGCCUAUUGAAACAGGGACACCGAAGGAAAAACUGGAAAGUGAGAAAAUUUAUUCUAAGAGAUGAUCCUGCCUACAUGCAUUAUUAUGAUCCUACCAAGGGUGAGGAUGAUGCUCUUGGUGCUAUCCAUUUGCGUGCUUCUGUGGUGUCUGCUGUAGAACAGGUACCAGAUGCUAAGAAAUAUGACAUAGAAGGCAAUCUCUUUGAAAUUAUCACAUCAGAUGAAACUCACUACUUUCUACAAGCAGCUACAUCUACUGAGCGGAAAGAGUGGAUCCAGGCCAUUCAAACUGUGGCCAAGACUGGAAAAUAGUGACAAAUGGUGGAAAUACUGGGGAAAUAUUUUCUAAUCUAUUAAUGUUCUAAAGCAAUUUCUUAUUUUUUUUUUUUUUGCUACUGAAUAAUACUUAACAUUUAUUGCCACAAAAUUAAGUUAUGUGUCCAAUUCAUAUUCAUACUUUGGAUUGAAAUACUUUUCUUGAAAAUUGCAUUUAUUAUUUCUGUCAUUUUCACCCAAAAAGCACACAUACAUAUCUAUCUAUCCCUAAGUUCUAAAGGUAUAUUUGUGUGAGUAGCAUUUAUAAUAUUGUAUAAAAACUCUAUUUAGCUCUUAAUUUAUUGGAACUUUUUUUUCUUUUCAUAUAAUCUACAGAAAAGUUACAAAAACCUAUUGUUCCCUUACCAAUCUCAGAUACAAGUACAUGUACAGAGCACUCAAAAAUCUUCAGAAACUAAAAAAAAACUAUCCAACAAAGCAAAAAAUAAUCCAACCUUGGAUAGUCUUGUACCUGGGGAAUAUGUAUAGUGGUGAAUGAUAAGAGAUGGGCAGGUUUAAUAGAAACAAGAACUACUGUUUCAGUGCUUCCUAACCCCAAUCUGUAUUCACUGUUACUUAAAAAAAAAAAGCUUAACAUAUGAAUGUGAAAGUAUAGAGCUGCAGGUGAAAGUAUUGGCACCCUACACUUAAUAUAAGAUAAUUCAAGAAAACCUGUUAAAUACAAAGACCAAAAUACAU